Molecule: messenger RNA, 3150 nt
Organism: Varanus komodoensis (Komodo dragon)
Lineage: Eukaryota; Metazoa; Chordata; Lepidosauria; Squamata; Varanidae
Exons: 11
Coding region: 1-3150 (1049 amino acids)
Biological process (GO): proteolysis; acrosome reaction
Molecular function (GO): serine-type endopeptidase activity
Source: RefSeq, a predicted model, not a curated record
AUGGGAGCCCCGGCGGGGCUGCUUCUGGGGGUCGUGGGCUUGCUGAGGUUCCUGGGCACCCACGGCUACGACGCAGAGACCUGCGGAAGACGGCCCCUAGCCCCCAGCCACGGCGGCACAGUGCGGAUCGUGGGGGGCGUGGACGCCCUGCCCGGAGCGUGGCCCUGGCUGGUCAGCAUACAGAUCCCGUCCCCCAAGGGCCCCCGGCACUCCUGCGGAGGGUCCCUCCUGGCCCCCACCUGGGUGCUCACUGCGGCCCACUGCUUCAAGACCAAGAGGAGGUACCUGGCGAACUGGGAGCUGGUGCUGGGGGCGGCCGAGCUGUCCCGGCCGGGCCCCGACGCGGAGGUGCGCUUCCUCAAGCGGGUGGUGGAGCACGAGCGCUACCAGCCGCAGCGGCAGGGCAACGACAUCGCCCUCAUCGAGCUGGACGACCCGGUGCUGUGCAACGACUACAUCCAGCCCGCCUGCCUGCCGGACCCCGCCGUGCCCGUCUCCGCCAUGGCCCACUGCUACAUCGCGGGCUGGGGCUUCACGCAGGAGAAAUCCGCCAUCCUGAGGCCAAAGGCCCCGUCGGACAUCCUGAAGGAGGCCAAGGUGGACCUCAUCCCCACGGACAGGUGCAACGGCAGCAACUGGUACUUCGGCAGCAUCACCGCCAACCACCUGUGCGCCGGCUUUGAGGGGGGAGGCAUCGACACCUGCCAGGGCGACAGUGGCGGGCCGCUCAUGUGCCGGGAGGAGCGCUCCGAGCGCUACUGGGUGGUCGGCAUCACCAGCUGGGGCCAGGGCUGUGCGCGCGCCCAGAAGCCGGGCGUGUACACGUCCACCCAGGUCUUCUACGACUGGAUCCAGGGCUACACGAGGGAAGAGCCCCUCGCGAAGAGCACCCCUCCGCCCACCUCCGAGGCUGCGCCGCCGCCAGUGGUGCUGUCUGAGCCAACGCCCCAGACGCAGACGCCCGCCUCCAGCCUGCCCACGCAGACGCAGGCAACAGCCCAGCCGUCGAGCGCGGCGCAGCCAGCAUCCAGGGGGACCACGAGCCCACCGGCCGUCCAGCCGCAGCCGGUGACCCUGGUGCCGCUCCCCGCGGUGACGGCGUCGCAGACGGCGGCAUCCUCCGAACCGACACCGCAGCCGCUCCCCGUCCAGCCAGAACCGGUGACCCUGGUGCCACCCCCAGCGGUGACGCAGACGGCGGCAUCCUCCAGACCGACACCGCAGCCGCUCCCCGUCCAGCCGCAGCCCCCGGCGCUGCUGCACUCGCCCAGCCAGCUGCAGCCUGACCUUCACACCGCGCCCCAGCCCAAGCUGACGCCCAGAGCGGUGCUGCGGCACGUGGUGCUGGUGGGGAAGCAGCCCGCGUCCAUGGCAGAGGUCCAGCAGAUGGAGAACUGGGCCCAUUCCCACCCCGAGGCCACACCUGCGCCACCCACCACCACCAGCGCCACCACCAGCACCACCAGCGCCACCGGCGCCACCAGCGCCACGACCUCGCGGCCCCCCCUGCCGGCCCCACGCCAGAAACCCAAGCGGCGAAAGCAAACCAUCAUAUCCGGCACCUAUUACGGCAGCAGCGCGGAGCAAGGCUGGGCCAGCAAGUGGCCCCGGGCAAAGUCGCGGUCCGGCGCGAUGCGGUGGCUGCCGUUCCCGCUUUUGGUCCUUUCCCUGUCCUGGCCCACGCGUGCCGAAGACAACCUCUGCAACGGCAUCUGCGGCAGGCGUCCCCUGGCACCCAGCCAUGGCGGCACCAUGCGCGUCAUCGGCGGCACGGACGCGCUGCCGGGGACCUGGCCCUGGCUGGUCAGCAUCCAGAUUCCCUCACGCAAAGGGUUCCAGCACGUCUGCGGAGGGUCCCUCAUCAGCUCCCGCUGGGUCGUCACUGCAGCCCACUGCUUCCUGAAUAAAAAGUUCCUGGAGCACUGGAAGCUGGUGAUCGGGGCCACGCAGCUCUCGCAGCCGGGCCCCGACGCGCAGGAGCGCACCAUCAAGAACCUGGUGGAGCACGAGCAGUACAGCCUCCGCACACACCUGAACGACAUCGCCCUGAUGGAGCUGAGCCACCCGGUCAACUGCAGCGACUACAUCCAGCCGGCCUGCCUGCCCAGCACCGACCUGGAGCUCUCGUCCCUGACCCACUGCUACGUCAGCGGCUGGGGAGUGACGGACACGACCACCGUUCUCCUUGCAGAGCCCACCCAGACGGCCGACAUCCUGCAGGAGGCCAAGGUGAACAUCAUCCCGCUCGAGACCUGCAACAGCACCACCUGGUACAACACCAAGAUCCACUACAACAACAUCUGCGCGGGGCACGAGCAAGGUGGCAUCGACAGCUGCCAGGGCGACAGUGGCGGCCCCCUCAUGUGCCGGGAAUCGCGGUCCGAGCGCUUCUGGGUGGUGGGCGCCACCAGCUGGGGGUCCGGCUGCGCCAACGCCCGGAAGCCCGGGAUCUACACCUCCACCCAGCACUUCCUUGACUGGAUCAAGGGGGUCACCAAGGAGGACUUCCUCAAGCCCCCUGCCCCACUCAGACACCCGAAGCCGACGCCAAAGCAGAAGCCGACCUGGAGGCCGUGGAAGCCGCCGGGGACCCAGCAGGCGGGGGGCUGGGCCAACGCGUGGCACAACCCUACGAGGCCCGCCUCCACCCAUGCGUCCACCUGGCGCACGUACCGGACGAAAGCCCCGCACCUGCUGGGAUGGCCGCAGACCCAGCCCAGGCCCACGGUGGCCCCCGUGCUGACCACCCAGGCCCCCUGGCCACAGCCGACCCAGGCCCCCUGGCCGCAGCCGACCCAGGCCCCCUGGCCGCAGCCGACCCAGGCCCCCCCGCAGCCGCCCCUGUGGGCCUCCCAGAAUGCCUUCCAGCAGGGCUGGGCGGCGCCGGCGCCACAGCCCACGCUCACCCCCCAGCCGUACCAGUACUGGACCCAGUGGCAGCCCGCCGCCUCUGCCCCUGCGACGGCAUACCCCGCCCUGACCUAUAGCAGGAAGUGGAAGUUCGGGCUGACCAGACCCACCCAGCGAACGUGGGCCACGUACCCAGUGGCGACGCAGCCCGUGUGGCAGACGCAGAAGUGGGGCUGGGCCAAGCCCACAGCCCACAGCGACUACUACUGGCUCCCGAAGUGGACCAAGCGCCGGCACUAG